GUACCUGGUGUCGAGGCACAGUAGCAGGAGCGUCAGCUCUAUGGGGGCGCCAAGAGGCUCGGGAAGAAGCAUCGGUAGCCAAUUGAUUCAUGCAUGACUGCUAUGACGAAGUUUGGGGGCGGGGUCAGGGGCGGGGUCUUGUCUGCUCCAAUCGCGCCAAGGCAUGGGGUGGGGGUAUUGCAUCGUGGGGUGGCCAGCCCACCUUGUCUUUGAAGCUCGCUGGUGCCCCUCUGCAAGCUGCAUGUACUAUUUAAUGAAUCGUGACCAUGACAGCACGCGCUGUAAACGAGCUGAACUCGCGGGGUGGAUUCCUCGGUGUAUUGGACCGCGCACUGCAGCCGCGGUUAAGGACGCAACAGCAGCGAGCUAGGCAAACCAAGGCUGGAGCCGCAGGAGUGCCGGCAGUGCCCGACCAGGCGGCUUUAAUUGCUCUGCAAAAGCAAGUGGCGGCAUGCCAAGCGCGUGAGGCGGCAUACCAAGAGCAACUGGCGGCAUACCAAGCGCGUGAGGCGGCGGACAAGGCGCGUGAGGCGGCGCGCAAGGUGCGUGAGGUGGCAUACCAAGCGGAGAAUGAGCGGCUGAGGGCCCAGCUUGCGGCCGCAGGGCACGUGGGGGCUGCCGGCUCGUUGGGUGCCGGGGCUGCUGGCCCAUCUGGUGCUGCUGCCCCACCUGCUGCUGCUGGUGCUGCUGGUGCUGGUGCUGGCACGAAGCGGCAGGCCGACCUAGGGAGCGGCGGGGCCACUACCGCAGAGCGGCCGCAGCAGCGGCGGAAACUGGGACAACCGGAGGAUGAGCAGCCGGCGCAGCAGCCGGCGGCACAGGAGGCGGCACAGGAGGAGGCGGCGGAGGCGGCGCAGCCGGCGGCACAGGAGGCGACGCAGGAGCAGCCAGCGCAGCAGCUGCCGCUAGCACAGCAGGCGCCGGAAGAGCAGGCGGAGGCAGAUCAGGUGCAGCAGCUGUAGCAGCACCAGGGGCUAAGCCAACAGGUUGUGUGGGAUGCUGCGUGCUAGGCUGCAGCAGGGUGGGGUAGUUGCCGCAGCUGCCGCCGGUUGUUGGGCUGGCGCAUACCGCCGUAAUGUUGCUGGGCAUGAGAGUGGCGAAAGACAAUGGGGUUGCGAGUACCGUACGUGUUGCACAAGAAUGUGCUGUGGUGACACCAUGGCCCAACUAAGCGAGGCCCAAAUGCCCAACUAAGCGAGGCCCAGAUGCCCAACUAAGCCAGAGCUGCUUACUCUAUUGUGCUGCAGUCUGUGUGGCUGCUGGGAGAGUUGCAAAAGUACUCAAGAACGUAACUUCAGACUCAUGCCGAUGACACUGCUGAAACCACAUUGAAGACUAUGCUGCGACGGUUGAGUGGUACCUGGUGUCGAGGCAGUGUAGCAGGAGCGUCAGCUCUAUGGGGGCGCCAAGAGGCUCGGGAAGAAGCAUUGGUAGCCAGUUGAUUUAUGCAUGACUGCUAUGACGAAGUUUGGGGGCGGGUCUUGUCUGCUACCAUACUUACCAUACUUGGGCAUGGUACCACCUUGAAACAAGAGAGUUGCCCGUUCACGAUAACGCAGCUGCUGGACGAUUUUCGUGCAACAGGGCUCACACAUCUCCUGGAGUCGCUGGAAGGUAGUCGUAUGUCAAUAUGUCUCAUGAGUGGUGUUGUGCGGGUUGGUGUGGUAGGAGCGCCGGGUUGGUGUGGUGGGAGCGCCGGGACAAGGACUGGAUGAUUCCAGAGAUCGCUCAGAACGUUCCGAUUUCUGAAGGGGUAUGCACUUUGUUUCCUAACCCGGCCCCCCCC
Chlamydomonas reinhardtii is the source of this 1786-nucleotide messenger RNA. RefSeq lists its product as uncharacterized. The transcript is spliced from 4 exons. Lineage: Eukaryota; Viridiplantae; Chlorophyta; Chlorophyceae; Chlamydomonadales; Chlamydomonadaceae. The record is from RefSeq and is a predicted model, not a curated record. Bases 267 to 962 code for a protein of 231 amino acids.